This is a messenger RNA of Dendrobium catenatum, 637 nucleotides long. Its product is annotated as D-xylose-proton symporter-like 2. The transcript is spliced from 3 exons. The record is from RefSeq and is a predicted model, not a curated record. NCBI's taxonomy places the organism in Eukaryota, Viridiplantae, Streptophyta, Magnoliopsida, Asparagales, Orchidaceae. Bases 319 to 570 code for a protein of 83 amino acids.
CCUGCCGGGUUAAAUAAAACCUAACCAAAACUAUCGACUCUCUCGCGUUGAAUUUUCGCGCGAAAUAAAAAUAAGUGUCUCCGCAGUCCGCACGUAAUUUGCCACGCUUUUCAGGCCAUAAAUUCCGUUUUUUUGAUUUCUUGGGCAACGGUGGCGUCUUCGUAGCUUCUAAUCGGAAGUUUAAGAGAAGAAAAAAAAGCACUAGGCUUGUCCUCGGGCUGUGCAACCAGUUCGUGCUCUCGUUGCAGUUCUUGUUUCUUUGAAUCAGCAGCUGUCUAAAGCUAGCCCGGGGAUCUCCCACUCGCUUCCCCUCUCGCGAUGACGUCGAGGAUAUCUGAUCCGGAGCAACCCCAGAUCUCGUUCUUCUCCAGGUUAUCCAAGCAACAUCACACAGAGAUUGACAAAGAUGACACAAGAGAGCCUCUUAUCGACGGGGAUAGCUCAAAUCAGAGCUUCUCACUCAGUGCAGCGAUUCUCCCAUUCUUUUUCCCAGCUCUCGGAGGACUGCUUUAUGGCUAUGAUAUUGGUGCUACAUCUGGUGCUACAAUUUCUUUGGAGGUAUGCCAAUGAAUUUUCUAUAUUAGCCUAGUUAAAGGAACUUAUUUUAUAUAGUAAUUAUUGGGUUUUUCAUUCUAUC